CUUGUAUUACUAGCAGCCAGUUUUGUUCGUGAGUCUGGCUUUGCUUUUGUUGUGUUCGUUCCUGUUCCUUCUGUUCUACUUGUCCUGUGUGUGAGCCUUGGAAUGGAUCCUAUUCCUGAUACCCUUGAAGCGGUGUGACAUCAGUACGCAACACUUGUCCGGUAAUAAUCAGUUCGCUUGCGUCCGUGCAACGUUCCGGAAGGUGCUGUACAGCAGUGUAUAUAGGUACAGAAACGAAGAUACUUUACAUUUUGUUAAUAGCGUAAAUUGUUAACAAAUUUGGUAAAAGUAAAAGGUUUGAUUCGCGUCGAUAAAAAAGAGUGAUUUGUUUACUUUUAUCGAGCCAAAGUGUAAAGAAAUUGAGUGGUAAUCUUUGACGUAAUAAUUGCCAGUUAAGUUAAAGAACUGUCAGUGAGUUUUAAGGUUUUUUUUCGAGUGUUAAUAAUAAUAAACUAAAGCAACAAAAAGUGCCAUUCAGUACAGUGAAAAGUGCUUGAAUCCAAACCCACUUCAAAGCGUUACAUUUGCUUUGCUCAUUUGCCGUUUCGAGGAAUUCUGAAGAGGACAUCGAGAUGCUGUCGAGAGUAAUUAGUUUUGAUGAGGUUGUUAAAACAUCAAUCGAAACAUUCCGCAACACGUUUGGUGCCGAGCCGGAUCUUGCCGCAUGUGCCCCCGGUCGGGUCAACCUGAUCGGUGAGCACAUCGACUACAACGAUGGUUUCGUCCUACCGAUGGCACUCCAGCUGGGAACGGUGAUCGUUGGACGGCGUAACGGAACCGACACGACCUGCGACGUGGUUACCUGUUCCGACAGCAUCAAGGAAGGCACGAAGCGCGCCCAGUUCGACAGCAGUACCAUCGCGAAAGGAUCGCCCAAAUGGCUUAACUACGUCAAAGGUGUAAUGUUUCAUUUCCGUCAACCGGUGCCGGGUUUCAAUGCGGUCAUCCAUACGAACGUUCCGGUGGGUAGCGGUCUCUCUAGUUCGGCUGCUCUUGAGGUGGCCACGUUAGCGUUUCUGGAGCAGCUUACCGGGAAAAAGGUUCCAAGUCCGGCCGAAGGUGCCAAGCUGUGUCAACGUGCGGAACACACGUUUGCGAAUGUUCCCUGUGGAAUAAUGGAUCAGCUGAUUGCGAUCGGAGGCCGGGCGGAUCAUGCACUCUUGAUCGAUUGUCGCAAUCUGGACACGGAACCGAUUCCGUUCGAUGCUCCCGAGCUAGCGAUACUCAUCUGCAACUCAAACGUGAAGCACGAACUAUCCUCGAGCGAAUAUCCGAUAAGACGGAAGCAGUGCCAGGAGGCACUAGAGCUGAUGGGGCUGGCGAGCUACCGGGAUGCCACGGUCGAACAUCUAAAAGCUCUGGAGAACGCAAACGAGGUGUUAGUGCGUCGAGCCCGGCACGUCAUUACGGAAAUACAGCGCACCCAGGCGGCGGCUGAAGCAUUAAAAGCGAAGAACUUCGUUAAGGUAAGUUGAAAUGUUAAUACGACAGCUGGUUACCAUUAAAUGAGUUGCACCGUUCAACCAGUGUUGCUUGAAGCAGUGCUAUCAAUUACGGUUCAAUACGCGGAGAAAGUGUUCGAAAAAUUGCCGUACCUAUGGGGCAUUUGUACAGGAAGCCAUGCACAACCGAGUUGUAAGAUGUACAGGUGUAAAUUUAUGGAUCAAAUGUGAAACAUUAAAACAUCAAAGUGCUAUGAGCAGCGAUUGUAGUUAUCAACCGAUUCAUUUGAUGCUUUCAAACCAUGUGCAUUUAAUGUAGCCCU
Molecule: messenger RNA, 1765 nt
Organism: Anopheles funestus (African malaria mosquito)
Lineage: Eukaryota; Metazoa; Arthropoda; Insecta; Diptera; Culicidae
Product: galactokinase-like
Exons: 7
Coding region: 573-1475 (300 amino acids)
Biological process (GO): carbohydrate phosphorylation; galactose metabolic process
Cellular component (GO): cytoplasm; cytosol
Molecular function (GO): galactokinase activity; ATP binding
Source: RefSeq, a predicted model, not a curated record